Molecule: messenger RNA, 963 nt
Organism: Cryptococcus amylolentus CBS 6039
Lineage: Eukaryota; Fungi; Basidiomycota; Tremellomycetes; Tremellales; Cryptococcaceae
Exons: 7
Coding region: 1-963 (320 amino acids)
Source: RefSeq, a predicted model, not a curated record
AUGCCUUCGAUCCGUCAACAACAGGAAGUUCCCCCCGCCGCCGACGUCCCCGCUGCCGAGGCCGUGCCUACUCCCCAAGAAGUCGAAGAGGCCCUCAAGACUGAGCCGCCUGCGACUGAGGAGGUUGCCGCUACCACUGUCACCGAGCCCCUUGCCGACGACGUCAACAAGCAGCCUACCGUGACUCACGCCGAGGCUGGUAACGCUCACGUUGAGGAGGAGCCGGCUACCAAGGUUGACGGUACCCAGGCUGACAAGCCCGCCGAAACCGUCCCUGCUACCGAGGAGGCUGCCAAGCCCACCGAGACCAAGGAGGAGAAGAAGGACGACAAGAAGUCUGCCACCAAGGCAAGUCUCGACAAGGCUGAGAAGGCCAAGGCUGAGGGUAAGGGAUUCUUCGCAAAGCUCUUCGGAAACAAGGACAAGUCUCCCAAGAAGGAGAAGAAGAAGACCCCCAAGACCGAGAAGGCCGACCCCGUUGCCACUGCUCCUACCGAGACCACCGAGCCUGCCCCUGCCGCCGCUGAGCCUACCCCCGCUCCUGCGCCCGAGCCUGAGGCCGCUCCUGUUGCUGAGCAGCCCAAGGUUGAGGAACCCAAGACCGAGGAACCCAAGGCCGCCGAGACUCCCGCUCCCGAGACUGAAGCAGCACCUGUUGCUGAGGAACCCCAGACCGCCGAGAAGAAGGAGGAAGUCUCCAAGCCAAACCUCAAGGCCCACCGAAGGCUGUCUGCUAGGAUCGGCGACAUCUUCAAGCCUAAGAAGUCUGGUUCCGCAAGUCCCACCAAGGAAGAGGCCCCCAAAGAAGACACCCCUGCCACUGUCUCCGAGGAGACUCCUGGUGUCGCUUCCGAGGCCCCUAAGCUUGAGGAACCUGCUGCGACUGAGCCUUUGAAGCUUGAGGAGGAGCCCAAGGCUGCCACCGCCCCUGCUGCGGCUCCUGCUGUCGCUGCUUCUGCUUGA